Linepithema humile (Argentine ant) is the source of this 6151-nucleotide messenger RNA. Lineage: Eukaryota; Metazoa; Arthropoda; Insecta; Hymenoptera; Formicidae. The record is from RefSeq and is a predicted model, not a curated record.
GAAAGGACGUGGUAGUUGCUGCGCUUGCUUCUACCUCGUCUCGCCGCGCUACACUUCGUCUCCCUCGGAUCGUCUCGGUCGGAAGAAGCUUCGCGUAUACAGACGCUUCGAGAUUUGCGUUCGAGAAUCAGCGAACAAACACAAGAUAAAAUUAUACUUACAUUAGUUAAAUCAGUACUGUCGGUCGGACUAGCUUGCUUCUCUAGCAAUAGACAAAACGAAAUGUAUCGUGCGUUUACAACAAUUAAUAACAAUUUGUUAUUGGUCAUCUCGAUACAAAGUUGAAUAACGGCAGAUAGAAAGAACAAAGUUGACUGCGCGCGAGUAGUUUUCCAACUUGACAAAUAUCCACGUUCGCUUAACGGUAUUCCCGUAAAUAUCGAAACUUGUGACUUUCGAGUGUUAAUGUGUGUGCGAUAUUUUAUUCUGCUCGCGAAAUAAAUUUGUCUAAUCAAGGGAACAUCUUGAAUGGAAACGCUUCGACGCCUGAACUUAUCGACGAAUGUAAUUUUAAAGACACGGUAGCGUCUCUCGCGAAAAUAGCAAUACGAAGAAUGCUCUGACACGGUCAAUCUCUGCACAAUAGCGUCAUGAUGCUCGACCAUCGUCGAGGAGCAUCGUAGAAGAUCGAAUCCGAGUAUCGUGGGAAAAAAUUAAAUUGCAAGUAACAGCUCAAGAAUACGAAAAAAAUGACUUCUACGUGCGGCAAAGGCAAAACUCAUGCUAUGAUGAACUCCGGCGGUUAUUACAGACCUGGUCCUUACGCUUACCAAAGCGACUAUUAUCUGGCGCCGAGAUCCACAUGUUCCAGAGUAUCGGUAGCACGGAUGAACGAUAACGCUACAUGGAAAUUUGGCAGUGCCAUGUUAAUUAUAACUGCUAUGCUGGUGUUGGUCGCGGUUUUGGCCAUCGCCGGAUUAGCUCUGUGGAUGGGUGCUUUUCGAACAGAUUCUAGAAACGGUGAGUACUUGUAUUGUGUAAAUAUAUAUAAUAAUAUAAUAAAUCACACAAUAUUCAUGUCUUCAUGUUUCUCGAUUUCAGCAAUGAUUGGAUUCACUUGCAGCUUUAGAAUAGUUAAAGGCGAAAGAUAUAAUCCUAUGUUAAAGCUAAACACGAGCAUGGUUUUCCGAGAGAAAGAACAAAAAUUUAGAAAUAUCUUCGAGCUUCUAUUUAGGAGAAGUGUACUCGGUUCAUCUUACAAGCGAACAGCGAUAGAUAAGUUUGAGAACGGUGUCUUGAAAAUUUUCUUCAGAUUGUAUCUCGAUCGAAGGAAGAUACCUCGCUCGAUCACAAAUGUCGAAGACAUUAUCCAAGAUAUUAUUGUCAAAGAGACAUACUCAAUUUCAUCUUUGUUCAAAGAUAUGGAAUUGGAUCUCACGUCUGUGUCAGUGAAAAGAAUAAAUCAAGAAAAUGUCGUAAGUCAGAAGCAGGAACAAAAACAUGCUAUGAUCACAAAAAACGGUCUAUUACGGCCGAACAGAAAUAGCAGCUUGAUCACAAAUUCGAAGCCGAAAACAAAACCAAUCAGAACCGAUUCCAAUGAAGUAGAUAUAGAUUUUAACAACAUCCCGACCAUUCAGGGAACCUACAGAGCAACGAAAGUUAACAUUACUGCGGAAAAUAUGACGAAAGCAACAACUGAAUUAAUGGCAGAUACCAAAAGUGCUGUUAAAAGAGUGUCUUUGCAUGAAGAAACCGCUACAUCGAACAAACUUCGAACAUCGACGAGCAAACCUUCGACGUCUUUUGUAAAAUCAACGAUAGCUAUGCUCAAUGAGGAUAAAUUGAACGAAAAGCGAAAGGAUGAAAUAAAAACUACGUCACCAAGAACCACAAUUGUUCAAAGUGAUUUGAACACUUUUCAAGAUGUCCAUAAUUCUGAUUUCGAAACUUCACCAUGGAAACCAAUUAUACCGGGAUAUAUUAACACAGAAUUCAAGUUGCUGCCUAAUCAUGAUGUCACAAAAACCUCUCAGACGGAGUCGAGCACGCAGAAAAUCGUCUCCUCGACGAGCGAUAACGUGCUGCCCGAUGUUGAAAUCAGCUCAACAUCCGCGGUAUCGGCAUCAUUUUUGGAAUCCAUCAACUUUCGCGAUGUGCCUGGAAUGAAUACUUUUGACGCGGACAAUACAGGUUUUCCACGUGAUAGAAUCGUUCCAGAGAAAGAUGUAGCAAUAUCUAAACUAGAGAAUAACGAGAAGCCGGAUAUCGAAAUAGCUGGACAAUUGCCUUCAGAAACGUAUACUGUCAAGUUAAAAGCCUCGUCAACAAAACACGAUGGCAACGAUAAAGUAACCUCUAGCUUGGAAACUUCGACAACCAGAAUUUCCGAAAAUAUUUCAGUGAAUGACAAUGCAUUGUUUCAGGAAAAGCAUCGAGUCUCAAAUGCUACUCACACGCACGCACAUAAAACCGAGGAAAAACUUGAUCAAUUGUCAACGAUGAUAAUUGACAAUGUCGGAUUACGUCGCGAUGAAGAAAUUGCAAGUGAAUCGCCUACAAGCGGUAUUGGCGUAGCGGAGCCUGUGCCGGAUACGGAAAUUGAAUUGGAAGCAAAGAAUCGACGCAGCGACAUUGUGAUAUUGAGCGAGAGUGAAGAAAAGGACACCUUGCAGGACAGAAAAGUUAAUCCGCAGCAACCGAUUUAUACCAGCUACAAUACUCCUGACUUGAAUGGAGGUAUUCAUAUGUCAAGCCUAAUCGAAAAUUCUGCGACUAUGAAACCUUUUCGACACACAAUACCCGUUGACAAAAUUACGUCCGUCUUAAAUUAUAACGACAACGCUCCCGUUCGUAAUUUUGCUGAUUUGCCUGGUUCGGAUGAUGUAAGUAGCAAAGUGAAAUCAAACGCGUUGGAAAAUAAAAUCAUAACGCCGUUACUAGAUUCCGGGAGAAUCGUCGAAAUGGAAACUACUGUUACAGAGCACGACAAUGUUCAACUCCCAAGUUACGAACUGAUCGCAUCAACAGAGCCGAACGUCAUGCAAAUCACAAACGAUGAUGAACCCUCGCGCUUUAACGUUACAGAGAGUUACUUGGAGCCAAAAUUGGUCACCAAAGAGGACGGUAAAAAAAGUAUGUCGAGAAAUUCGACGUUUGUCGAAAUCGACAUUGUCAAGCACACGCCUGGUCAAUUAGAAAAGAAUUCGGAAUCAUACGCGGAUGAAGUGACGGCCAACGAUACGCAGCACAAUGCCGCGCCGCGGAAGAAAGUUUACAAUGACACCUUAAAAGCGUACGUGGUGGAAAAUUUCGUGACGCUAACACCUAUCAAGAGUAACACGGGAGUUGAAAGACUAAUACGAUCGAGACCAAAGAUUGACUCCCCCGCUGAUGAAACGACUCUUUUGGAAAGGGAAGAACUGUCACCUCUUUUUUUAUUCAGCAUGCGCAAUAAUACAGAAAAGGAGGAUAUAACAAAUAUCGAAUCUACCAUCCCCAAACAUUUCUCCUCGCAUGAGAUUCAGUUGGAUCCCGCGAGAUCCAACGAAAAGAAAUCAUCAAAUCUCAACAGUACUAUAGUCGAACAGAUAGUUGAGGUCGUGACUUCCAUCAGUACCAAAGUAUCGUCCAGCAUCAAGGGCGAUCCGGUCAUUUUAAAAUUCAUCAUCGCCAAUUCUACUCUUCCUCAUCCAAUUAGCGAGAGAACUUUGACAUCGAGCAGCGGCGUGCACGAGGCGAGUAGAUCCUUCGGGGCGGCCAUUGAAACAACGGAAAAAGUGUUGCCGUCGACUUCGAAACGGCCGUCAAAUGUGAGAACAAUGCAGAUGUCGGAUAGAAAAAUAUUGACACUCGAGGAGAACAGAGCUCUCUUGGAGAAGCUCAUGCAAUUCGCUGAAAUUAGGACGGAUAGUGACGCACAAAUCACGAGGAACAAUUUAAAUGCUAGCGCGACGUUACUACCUCAGAAUCCUAAUGCGCCGUUGAAUAUCAAUGAGUUAAAGAAGAUAGCCGACGUCGUAACUGGAAACGAGACCUUAAGGAACACGAGUUCAGGAUAUACAAUGAGUCGCGAUGGUGUGGAAAUAUUCACCAAGGUCCUUAAUAAGAUGGAAAAUCGGACAGACGAGACACACGCAAUGUCAACAAUCCGAAAAAUCAGCAAGACUUCCUCCGACGAUAAUUGCGUCGGUUUCCUAUGCGGAGACGGAAAAUGCUUAGACUCUAGCGCGAUUUGUAACAUGUUGAUGGAAUGCUCUGGCGCGGAAGACGAGGCCAAUUGCACGUGCGCCGACUUUCUCAGAGCACAGCAGUUGUAUCAGAAGAUUUGCGACGGUGUCGCGGACUGCUAUGAUUUUUCGGAUGAAAACGAUUGUGAUUGGUGCAAAGAAGGUCAAUUCGUAUGCGGCAAUAGCAAAUCGUGCAUUGACCCGGAUAAAAUUUGCAACGGUGUCAAUGAUUGUGUCGACGGGGAAGAUGAAAAAAAAUGCACUGCUCUGAUAGACGACGAGCCCGAAGAAGACACUACCGAACUACCGGAGACUGAGCGUGUCUUUGCGAAAAUUUUUCCGAAAAAUUACUCCGGAAGGGCGGCCGCGGAACUUCAUUCUGAGGAAGAAACAACUGAAUCAUCUCCUAUAAAUACAACUACAAUGUACAUCGUUCCCGACGAUAAAUCUGAAAGAUUAAUGCAUGAAAGAGGCAACUUUUCCUCAACGUUAACCGAUCAAGAAUUCACUCGGAAUGGAGAUGUCAACAAAGUCGCAGUUGUCUCCAGCAGAGAAACUUCUUCGAGCAUCUUGAGAAACGACUUGAUUCCUGAGAAUAAUUUGCACGCCAAAAGCAACCGAACUUUUCCAAUUGCAAAUGUUGUCUCUCGUGAAGAAAUCAAUAGUUACAAUGAUAAAGGAUUUCUAACAAUACGAAAGAACGGAAAGUGGGGAAAGGUUUGUUUAAGUGGCAUAAAUAAUUUUUCUGAGGAGAAACGACCUACAUUGUCUAUCGAGGAUUUAGCGCGAUCCGCUUGCAAAGCUAUCACGUAUCAAGAUUACGAAACGGCGGAAAAAGUGCUGGACCACAAGUCACCGAAUAAUUUUUAUUAUACUUUGUUAUACAAUGACAAGUCAUCGGAUAGAACAGCUCUGUCCUUUAAAGAGUCCGAUUCCUGUCCGAGUGGCGAGAUUCUGAAAGUACAGUGUAAAAAUUUUGAGUGCGGAAUAAGGACUCAGGCAACUUCGACGGCAAGGAUUGUUGGCGGCGCUAGUAGCUCUAUAGGCAACUGGCCGUGGCAAAUUGCCUUGUACAAGCAAGGAAAGUACCAAUGCGGCGGAGCGCUGAUCAACGAACGCUGGGUCAUUUCAGCCGCCCACUGCUUUUACCGCGCGGAGGAUGGCUACUGGGUCGCGAGAAUCGGUGCGACUCGUAAAGGAAGUUUUCGCAGUCCGCACGAGCAGUUGUUGCGAGUGGAUUACAUAUCGUUACAUCCGGAUUACGUCGAUAAUGGCUUUGUGAACGACAUAGCUGUGGUGAGACUCGAAAGAGCAGUCAUCUUUAGCGAUCAUAUUAGACCAGUUUGUCUUCCUACGGCACCCGUCAAUUCGGGUACAAUAUGCUUCGUGACCGGCUGGGGUCAAACCAACGAGUUCAAUCGAGUGUUUCCUGAUACUUUGCAAGAAGUACAAUUGCCAGUGAUAUCGACAGAAGAUUGUCGACGAAAGACUUUGUUCUUGCCACUUUAUAGAAUUACGUCAGGCAUGCUUUGCGCGGGAUUUGAAAACGGUGGGAAAGAUGCUUGCUUAGGUGAUAGUGGUGGUCCUUUAGUAUGUUUGGCAUCUUCAUUCGAAAGUCGUUAUGUAUUGCAAGGAAUUACAUCUAACGGCUACGGGUGCGGUAGACGAGAACGGCCGGGCGUGUACACGAAGAUCCAUCACUUUCUCAAUUACAUCGAUCGUGUCGUCACGCAAAAAGACAUCCAACCUUCCGCAGCAAAAGUCUGCAAAGGCUACAGAUGCCCUCUCGGCGAAUGUUUGCCCAAGUCUCACAUCUGUAACGGAUUUCUAGAAUGCUCCGAUGGUAGCGACGAGCGAGAUUGUCCCAUGACUUCGCAAUAAUAUAAGACUGAUACAUCAAAAAUGUGAAUGCGAUUUAUUUAGACAAUACUAGCAAUUCGAUAAAUACGUAUAAUGUUAUCGAUAAGCGACGAUAAGUGGCG